AUGGACAACGCCGGGAAGGAGCGCGAGGCGGUGCAGCUGAUGGCGGAGGCCGAGAAGCGAGUCAAGGCUUCCCACUCCUUCCUCCGAGGGCUGUUUGGAGGAAACACAAGAAUAGAAGAGGCUUGUGAAAUGUAUACCAGAGCUGCAAAUAUGUUCAAGAUGGCUAAAAAUUGGAGUGUAUCUUCUUCAGCUGCAGGAAAUGCGUUUUGUCAGGCAGCCAAGCUCCACAUGCAGCUUCAGAGCAAACACGACUCUGCCACCAGCUUUGUGGAUGCCGGAAAUGCUUACAAAAAGGCAGACCCUCAAGAGGCUAUCAACUGCUUAAAUGCAGCCAUCGACAUUUACACAGACAUGGGAAGGUUUACAAUCGCAGCCAAGCACCACAUUACUAUUGCUGAGAUCUAUGAGACUGAACUUGUAGACAUUGAGAAGGCUAUUGCACAUUAUGAACAGUCUGCUGAUUAUUACAAAGGAGAAGAAUCUAACAGCUCAGCUAACAAAUGUCUGCUGAAGGUGGCGGCGUAUGCUGCCCAGCUUGAGCAGUAUCAGAAAGCCAUUGAGAUCUACGAGCAGGUUGGAGCCAACACCAUGGAUAAUCCUUUGUUGAAGUAUAGUGCAAAGGAUUACUUCUUUAAAGCAGCCCUCUGUCACUUCAUAGUAGAUGAGUUGAAUGCCAAGCUUGCUCUUGAGAAAUAUGAGGAAAUGUUUCCAGCAUUUACCGACUCAAGAGAAUGUAAAUUAUUGAAAAAACUUCUAGAAGCUCAUGAAGAACAGAACAGUGAAGCUUACACUGAAGCAGUGAAGGAAUUUGACUCAAUAUCUCGCCUGGAUCAGUGGCUGACCACCAUGUUGCUUCGUAUCAAAAAGUCCAUCCAAGGGGAUGGAGAAGGAGACGGAGACCUAAAAUGA
This is a messenger RNA of Cynocephalus volans (Philippine flying lemur), 909 nucleotides long. It is a transcript of the gene NAPB, whose product is annotated as NSF attachment protein beta. The transcript is spliced from 11 exons. The coding region runs from base 1 to 909 and encodes 302 amino acids. Lineage: Eukaryota; Metazoa; Chordata; Mammalia; Dermoptera; Cynocephalidae. Gene Ontology annotation, biological process: intracellular protein transport; SNARE complex disassembly; synaptic transmission, glutamatergic. Gene Ontology annotation, molecular function: syntaxin binding; soluble NSF attachment protein activity. The record is from RefSeq and is a predicted model, not a curated record. Gene Ontology annotation, cellular component: vacuolar membrane; terminal bouton; synaptobrevin 2-SNAP-25-syntaxin-1a complex.